UGAGAGUGGGCGGUGGACAGGGAAGCUGGGUUCCGCGGCUUCUGCGUCUCUAUGGUCGAGAGAGAGGUGGGCGGCUUUCCCUGAGUGGCUGCUGAAGCUGGAGCUCGGACGGGAUGUUUCGUCUCAACACCCUUUCUGCAUUGGCAGAACUAGCUGUGGGCUCUCGAUGGUACCAUGGGGCAUCUCAGCCUGCACAGACCAAGCGAAGACUGAUGAUGGUGGCUUUCCUGGGAGCAUCCGCAGUGACUGCCAGUACUGGUCUCUUAUGGAAGAAGGCUCAUGCAGAGUCUCCAACGUGUGUCAACAACAAAAAGACUGACACUGGUGAUAAAAGCAAGGCUAAAGACCAAGAGGAAGUCUGCAGCCAUGAGGGAAGGGCUGCGGACACUGGGACCGAGCCUUGUCCAGAAGAGAAGAAGAAGCGUUCUGGAUUCAGAGACAGAAAAGUGAUGGAAUAUGAGAAUAGGAUCCGAGCCUACUCCACACCAGACAAAAUCUUCCGAUAUUUUGCCACCUUGAAAGUAAUCAGCGAACCUGGAGAAACGGAAGUGUUUAUGACCCCACAGGACUUCGUGCGAUCUAUAACACCAAAUGAAAAGCAACCCGAACACUUGGGCCUGGACCAGUAUAUAAUAAAACGCUUUGAUGGAAAGAAAAUUGCCCAGGAACGAGAAAAGUUUGCUGAUGAAGGCAGUAUAUUCUACACCCUUGGAGAAUGUGGGCUCAUCUCCUUCUCCGACUACAUUUUCCUUACCACUGUUCUUUCCACUCCUCAGAGAAAUUUUGAAAUUGCUUUCAAGAUGUUUGACUUGAAUGGAGAUGGAGAAGUAGACAUGGAGGAGUUUGAGCAGGUUCAAAGCAUCAUUCGCUCCCAAACCAGCAUGGGCAUGCGCCACAGAGACCGUCCCACUACUGGGAACACCCUCAAGUCUGGCUUAUGCUCAGCCCUCACAACCUACUUUUUUGGAGCUGAUCUCAAAGGGAAACUCACCAUCAAAAACUUCCUGGAAUUUCAACGUAAACUUCAGCAUGAUGUGCUGAAGCUGGAGUUUGAACGCCAUGACCCAGUGGAUGGGAGAAUCACUGAGAGGCAGUUUGGUGGCAUGCUGUUGGCCUACAGCGGAGUGCAGUCCAAGAAGCUGGCUGCCAUGCAGAGACAGCUAAAGAAGCGCUUCAAAGACGGGGAGGGUCUGACUUUCCAGGAAGUAGAGAACUUCUUCACUUUCCUGAAGAACAUUAAUGACGUGGACACUGCUUUGAGCUUUUACCACAUGGCUGGAGCAUCCCUUGAUAAAGUGACCAUGCAGCAAGUGGCCAGGACGGUGGCGAAAGUGGAACUCUCGGACCACGUGUGUGACGUGGUGUUUGCACUCUUUGACUGUGAUGGCAAUGGGGAGCUGAGCAAUAAGGAGUUUGUUUCCAUCAUGAAGCAGCGGCUGAUGAGAGGCCUGGAGAAGCCCAAGGACAUGGGCUUCACUCGUCUCAUGCAGGCUAUGUGGAAAUGUGCGCAAGAAACUGCCUGGGACUUUGCUCUGCCCAAAUAGUGUUCCACCUCCUGCAUCCUAGCACCCUGGAUGCCGUGGAGUGGCCCUUCAUGCUGCUGCUGCUGCUUCUGGGAGUAGUGUGCAACCCCCACCUUUCUGGGAGUGACCUCUGGGUUCAGUGGGCUUCCCUUUCCACCUUCCCUGACCCCAUCAGAGUUCUGCUAGGCAACAAAUUUGCAGUCAGAUCAAAGGUUCUAAAAAAAAAACAUGGACAAGUUUUCAAAGCUGAGACCUUAGCUCAUUUAACAACUGCCCUAUGGAUAAAGAAUGCAGGGAGCCAGCCCUGGGGAGCACCCCCCUCUCCAGGCUCCCUCUCCAGGCUCCCUCUCCAGGCUCUCUCACUGUGGGUUUAUAUUAAGAACAUCCCCCUGCUCUUCCUCCUGCUGUUUUCAAGCUGCAAGUUUGAAAAUACUCUGGCAGGCAAGAGUAGGUCUGUGAUGAAUGAUAAUGAAGCCAACCCUGGCCCUGAGCUGCCUGGAGGCCUGGUCAGAAGGUCUGUGUCAGACACAGGCCAUGCCAGGAAGGCCUUGUGCUCCCAGAGAGUUCCAGAUUCAAAGGAGCUGCUUCAUGGUCCUUUCUGCUCCCUCGUUUCCUUCCCAGGCUCCCUGGGACGCCUCCUCAGGGACUUUGCUUCACUGGCAACAGUGGCUGAGUUCCAGUUCCUUCCAGUGCCACCUCCCCUCUGUAUGGGCUUGCAAUGCCCAGACCCAGCUCAGAGCCCAUCUGCCCUCUGUCUAAAACACUCAUAAAAUAUCACUUUAAUUAUAGCAGUUUGCAGUAAA
Molecule: messenger RNA, 2326 nt
Organism: Phodopus roborovskii (desert hamster)
Lineage: Eukaryota; Metazoa; Chordata; Mammalia; Rodentia; Cricetidae
Gene: Micu1
Product: mitochondrial calcium uptake 1
Exons: 12
Coding region: 114-1544 (476 amino acids)
Biological process (GO): calcium import into the mitochondrion; mitochondrial calcium ion homeostasis
Cellular component (GO): uniplex complex
Molecular function (GO): calcium ion binding
Source: RefSeq, a predicted model, not a curated record